Messenger RNA from Impatiens glandulifera, 906 nucleotides. Its product is annotated as topless-related protein 3-like. NCBI's taxonomy places the organism in Eukaryota, Viridiplantae, Streptophyta, Magnoliopsida, Ericales, Balsaminaceae. The transcript has 7 exons. The record is from RefSeq and is a predicted model, not a curated record. The coding region runs from base 1 to 906 and encodes 301 amino acids. Gene Ontology annotation, biological process: regulation of DNA-templated transcription.
AUGAGUUUAACCAUUAAUCAUGUAUGCCCCCCUCUAGCUCCGGCGAUUUCACUUCCAUCUCUUCCUCUUGCUCCGGCUCCACUCGUUGCUCUCCGUGAUAGGGCUAUGCCUAAUUAUGCACCAAUAAGGGGUACUAAGUUUAAUCUAGUUCCAAGAAUACUUAGAGUUGGACAAUCUUACACGUCUUAUAAUGCCCGAGUUAGUGUGUUCAUGCCCAGAAGUGGUAUUGUUAAUGUACCAAUGAUGGAAGAUGUAACAGAAAUAAAUCAUACAUUAAUAAUGCCUCAACAAAUUACUAAACCAGACCAAUGUCUGAUUUUUACUUUGCCCGACAUUGGCAAUGGUUCUACCAUCAAGGUUGGUAAACUUAUGUAUACAAAUGAACAAUGCGGACUUUUGGCACUUACCACAACUGAAAAUCAUAAGUAUUGGAAGUGGUCGGAAAACAGAACAAUGACCAAUGCAAUUCUUGGACUUUCGCAGCCAAGCAUUAGUACUAGUGGUACUCUGAACUAUGAGGCUGUCGUUUCUUCUUCGACUAUUACGAGGAAUAUUGACUGCUACUUGUUAUGCUCUAAUGGGAUGAAUACUCUAAUGAGACCUCAGCCUGAUUCAACAUUUACAGUUUAUCAUCCACACAACAAAAACAUAAUAUUGUCUGGAAUACAAGAAAGCUUUGUUUCUGGAGUUAAUUCCCUCAUUUUACAACUCUCGGUUGAUGAGGAGGCUCCUCAAAUUGGGGAAAAGAGUGUCGAGUUCCACACUGACAAAAUCCACAUUUGCAUGUCAUAUGAUAUGCAUCUCGCAAUAUUUGACAUCUUAAUGAUGACUCGUUACUUCAGAGAUGAACAUGAAUCAGUUGUAAUGGCCACUAAUUGCCCAUCAAUUUGCGAUUGGAUUGAGUGA